UCCCAGCAAGGAGGGAGGCGGGCAGGGCUCCCUCAGUUCUACUCAGGCUCGCUGGGGUUCUCCGGGGCUCCCCAGGGGAAGGUGGCUCUGGGCCCGCGGAGCUCGUGGUACGGGUGCCCCUGGCUGCGCCCUCAACCAAAACCAAUCUGUCUCUGGCACAGGGUCCGCAAAGGCGCGGGACUACAACUCCCAGCAUCCCCCCACGGGGCGGCACAGCAGCGGCGACCACCGCCCGGCUGCCCCCCGGACCCUCUUGCGGAGGAGCCUCAGGCUGAAGGGGUGCGGGGGAGGGUGUCUUUGCGGUGGCCCUGAGCCCCCCCCUCCGUCGCUGGCUCCCUCCCCCCGCAGGCUGGGGGGGGCUGAGGGCGGCUCCCCUUGGCCUCUCCAGCCUGCAAAGGGGAGUUUCCAGGAAGUGGCCAUAUUGGAUUCAUUCAGCCGCAUCGAUCCGGGGAGAAGAGCGGGGCUCCGGCAAGGCAGUUUCCCGGCCAGAGACCCCCCCCCGCUCCCGCCAUGGCGGCCACGGACCUGGAGCGCUUCUGUAAUGAAGAGAAGCGGAAUCUUUCCCUGGGGGGCCACGUUGGAUUUGAUAGUCUCCCAGAUCAGCUUGUCAGCAAAUCUGUCACACAAGGAUUCAGCUUCAACAUCCUCUGUGUGGGUGAAACAGGCAUCGGGAAAUCCACACUAAUGAACACACUUUUCAAUACCACCUUUGAGACAGAGGAGGCCAGUCACUACGAGAAUGCAGUUCGCUUACGACCGCGUACCUAUGACCUGCAGGAGAGCAACGUGCACCUAAAACUGACAAUCGUGGAUGCAGUGGGGUUUGGAGACCAGAUUAAUAAAGAUGAAAGUUACAGGCCAGUAGUUGAUUACAUUGACACGCAGUUUGAAAACUACUUGCAAGAAGAGCUGAAAAUCCGUCGUUCUCUCUUUAAUUAUCAUGACACAAGAAUCCACGUCUGCCUUUACUUCAUCACUCCAACUGGGCACUCGCUCAAAUCCUUAGAUCUGGUAACGAUGAAGAAGCUGGAUAGCAAGGUGAAUAUUAUCCCCAUCAUCGCCAAAGCAGACACCAUUUCCAAGAGCGAGCUGCACAAGUUUAAGAUAAAGAUAAUGAGCGAGCUGGUCAGUAACGGAGUGCAGAUCUAUCAGUUCCCCACCGAUGACGAAGCUGUCGCAGAGAUCAACUCCGUAAUGAAUGCUCAUCUGCCCUUUGCUGUUGUGGGCAGCACGGAGGAGGUGAAAGUUGGAAACAAGCUGGUGAGAGCUCGUCAGUACCCAUGGGGGGUGGUGCAAGUCGAGAAUGAAAGUCACUGUGACUUUGUGAAACUGCGAGAAAUGCUGAUUCGGGUCAACAUGGAAGAUCUUCGGGAACAGACUCACACCCGCCACUAUGAGCUGUACAGACGAUGCAAGCUGGAGGAGAUGGGGUUCAAGGACACAGAUCCUGACAGCCAGCCAUUCAGCCUUCAAGAAACAUAUGAGACCAAAAGAAAAGAGUUCCUUGGUGAACUGCAGAAGAAAGAGGAAGAAAUGAGGCAAAUGUUUGUUAACAAAGUCAAGGAGACUGAAUCAGAACUGAAAGAGAAGGAAAGAGAGCUACACGAAAAGUUUGAGCAUUUAAAGAGGAUACAUCAGGAAGAGAAGAGGAAGGUGGAGGAGAAGAGGAGGGAGCUGGAGGAGGAGAUGAAUGCCUUCAACAGGCGGAAAUUAGCAGUCGAAACCCUGCAGUCUCAGUCCUUGCAAGCUACUUCACAGCAGCCACUGAAGAAGGAUAAAGACAAGAAAAACUUUUUUAGUCUUCCCAGUGCCUGCUCCAUAACAUCAGGAAGACAUGUUAAUUAGAAGAUUUAUUAAGGCCAAAACAUCUCAUGCAGAAGAAAUUAACUGGUGCUUUCACCUUUAUGCUUGCAAUAUAUUGCACAGAAGAGAGUAUAUAGCAAGAACUAAGACAUACUGUAUCUUUUGAUUUGGACAAGUUCUUUUGAACAGGUUUCUUGAUAAAUGAAAUCUAAGAUACUCACUAAAAGAUAAAUUGCUAAUUACGGCUAAUGCAUGACAAGCACUAAAACCAAGAUACUAAUCAUCUCUGGGGUUAAGAACCCAUACAAAGUAGUCAUAAGCAUUUACACUGUUAAAGUUUCCAAGUAGCAGAGGAACCGUCUUGGUGUGUUAGCAUGAAUCAGAUUUUCAGCUUGCUGCUUAAGCUGCCAUUGUACAGUAAUGGGAGUUUGAUUUGUUCCUCUUAAUUUGAUUUUUGGAUUGUAAUUAGAGAAGUUUCUAAUGUCCUUAACAUAUCAGAUGGAUUCUAAUAUUUCUUAGCAAUAACUAUUUUGUAUAGUUUUUUAAAUGUAGAUUAUCAGUGAAAACUUUUAUAGCCAAAAGAAUCCCUUUAUUUGUUCAAUUUUCCCAAUGAUAACACAUGUGCCUCAUGUUUAAAAAUCCUCUCCUAAAACUUCCGUUGUCCCCAAUUUCUGUGCUUGCACCUGAUUCUUCAGUUCCAGGUAAUAUUGGAUUGCAAUUCCAGAAUCCUUCUCUAUCUGCAAAUAAUCUGUUUAUGCGUUGAGUGAUAAUGGAACCAUUUUAAAGGACAACUAAAUGUAAUUAGUUCAUGACGGGGUUAAGUUUUAUGCACUAGGGCCUAAAGCUAGAAAUCUGAAAAAUGUAGAGUUCAUGGUUGUAGGUUAUAUGUUUAUGCCAGAGGGCCACUUCCCCUAAAAGCAAAUACUGGUAAAAGGCUGCACUUUCUCUGCACCAAACCAAAAGUAUAGAAAUAUACAGAAGCCCAUUUUUCAUUUUUGUUUAAAAACUUGCAUAAACUAAUUACAGGAAUAAUCUUCAUUGCACCAAAGGUAGGUUUAAUAAAAAGAUGAAUUGUGAAAUGAAUAUAUACUUUAAAAGUGUACUUUAUAGUAAACCUAAAUAUGUUCAGUGAAAAAAUGAAGCCAUGUGUCCCAAUUCAUAAUUAGCCAUAAAUCUAGUUCGCUUUACCCUGUUUGUCUCCUUUAAAAUAGAUAAGAAUAAAAACCUGAUAGAAACAGAGUGGGGCUACUAGGGAGCUGGUUACAGCUCCCUGAUUUUCUCUCUCUGGGUGCAGGUUUACAGCAACAUUGGUGCUGCUCUAAACUUUCCUAGCUAUACACCAGAUGGAGAUAGCCAGAGCACAUCCUGUUCUGGCCACUUUCCCUGCCCCAACACAUGCCCUGCAGUAGGGCUGUGAGUGGGCAGGGGCAGGAGCUAGCUAUGCUGGCCCAGUGCCUGCUGGGGGCUCCCUUCAUCUGAGGGCAGUCCCUGGCAGGUGUCUCGAGGGAGGUUUCCACUCCCUUUGUAGCGCUUGAAUGGUGCAAAGAGCCAAGUGGAGACAGUGAGCUGGGCCACAGAAUGGAAAGAAACGUAGCUUUCUGUGAUCUCCACAAUAUGCCAGAUCUUGGAGUCUGUCGCGAAGUGCCCAUUGAACAGAAUGGGUCCAGAAUUUGGAUUAAUGAGGAAAUGACUGUGUGCAUCUUGAGACAGGGAUAGUGCAUGUGUGCCGCUUGAGACAGGGAUAGUGCAUGUGUGCUCCAGAGAGGGCUCAGAGUUCUCAUUGUCAUGAACGCUCCCAUCACCAGAGCAUUGGGGUGCCUUUUACAUACACGCGAUCACAGAGAUACAUUUACUGAAAGUCACAGGCACAUACCCUGCGAUCCCCAGUAAUGACCAAAGCAAACUCCCCGAGGUAGCAGAUUAAACUGAUGUAGAAGGAAACAUUUUAUAUAAAGUAUAAUUAACGUGUGGAAUGUGCUGUUGUAGGCUAUUAAGACAAAAGAGCAUAGUAGGAUUCAAACAAGGAUUAGGCAUUGAUAUGAUAUUGUCAGUUACACUAAGGAGGGUAAAAGUUGUAAGUAAUAUCAACCUCCCAUGCUUCAAAACAUAAGCCAACCACUAACUUUUUCCACAGGCACAUUGCUGCAUAAUUUUCUAUGUUGAGGUUUUUCACCUUCUCUUGAAGCAUUGGUAUUGGUCAGUUGUAGACAGGAUAUGGGACUAAAUGUUAUGACUGUUCUUAUGUUACUGUUAUUAAAGGGGGAAAAUAUUAGCCCAUUGCAGCCAUGUACUUUUGCUUCAAGUUUCAGCACCUCUAUUUCUUUCAGAAACCUGUGUAAGGGCAAAUGAAUUUUGAAUCUCAAAUCCUUCUUCUUUAUUGCUCUGCUUCUGGAUCUCUUCUUUGUCUGACCACAGGAGUUUCCUAAUACGUGUAACUGUAAAUUACCUUCUCUUUUAGAUUAACUGCACGACGUAUGCAGCGAGUAGUGAUCAAAGGUUGGAAUAUUAUUUGAAAUGCCCUGAUGCUACAUUUAGAUCUGAUUGUUUGUAAUAUGCUUUAUUAACUGUGGUAUAUAGCCAGUCUCUGUGGCACACAUUUAAUGAAGGAGAAACGUGACCACAUUGAUGGGAAACUAUUUCACUCUGUAUGCAUGUGCUUCUAUGUUCAGUUCACGUUCAUGUUUUGAUUCUCAAACUGCUUGGAAGACAACAGUAUCUGAAGGAUUUAUCAGGAAACUGCUUACAGGCUAACCAGUCCCACAAAUUACUUAUAGUAGAUGAUUUCCUAUGUUAUGGCAGGUCUGUGUAAAAGGUACUUGUUACUUUGUGUUUCGUUGUGCGGGAGGUCUGACCAGGGUAAGGCAAGAGGCAAAAAAGAUCCCAUCUUUGAUAGUUGAUGUUGAUUAUCCAGGAUUUUAAUUAACCACCGGGCUGCCUUAGCAUAGGUCCUGCCCAUAUCCGUCACUGUGGAGCUCACUUAGAACUGUCCAGAUGCGCUUUGGACUGUUAUUUGUUUUUGACUGGUGUGGAGGUGUGCAUAUUUGAAUAUUUUAGUAUUAAAAAAACCUUGUCUCUAAAAGCUGUGUAGUGUAGACACGCCCUUAAUGUGUCAUUAAAUGCUGUUUCACACCAGGAAAAAUUGCUUGCUAAAUACACCAUUCAAAAGAAGAGGGUGUGUCCACACGACUGAAAAACUCCAUUCAGGGUGAGAGCGGACCCAAGCCUUUUCACCUUACCAGACAAGGUGCUCUGUCUUGCUGAGCUACAUUGCUCUUUGGGAAUAUUCUAUAAUUAGCCUGUGGCAUUUCUUUACAAGGACUGUCGAUGUGGAAACCCAGGCUAGGCCAUCCAUACAGACCAUCAGCAAGGGGAUCCAGAAUCAACCAUGGUACAACUCACCCUCCUCACCCCGCAAAUUCUCCCUGUUUCCCUAAUUACAGAAAUAGGCGUGUUAUUACCACCUAAGGGCUCAGGAAGAGUUUUUUCCACCACUAAAACUUCACCUUGUAUUAAACUAUAGAGAUAAUACCCCUGAAGCCAGGUUCUGCUCUCAGUUAUACCAGUGUAAAUCAGGAGUAACUCUGCUGAAGUCAAUAGAGCUGCAGUGGUGUAGGAGAGAAGAAAAUCAGACCCUUCUCUCGUAUGGUAUGUUGCAAUAAUAUUUUGCAUCCAGAUCUUUCCUGGUGUGACACGUUGGCAUAGGAGAACAUUCCACUAAAGAACAACCCACUCCCUCCACAAAUGAGUGUCAUUAAUUAUGACCCUCACAGUGCUCCAUGAGACAGAGAAAUCAGUAUUUUAUCCCAAAUAAAAUAAGGAAACAGACACAAAAGUUCAGUAACUUUCCCAAGAUCACAUGGUCAGUCAGUAGCAGAGCCAGGAUUAGACAUGAGGCAUUCCUGAUUCUCUGUCCUAUGCUCAGUCUUAAAGCCCAAGCUGCUUCUCUGCUAGAAACAUACGUUACUGGCUGUUUUUGGUUAGCAGAAGCUUUGAUAGUCUUGAGUAAGCACCACUGAAUAUACAUUUACCCCCUAGGUUAUAAGAGACCUUUGCCUGGUAUAAAUAUGUACAUGCCAAGCCGCUGGCAAAUAGCGGUCCUGCCAAAAUCAGCUCUAACGACACCAGACCUUCACAAGCCAGUGCAAAGCUGGCUGAAUCGGUACAAUUCUGCCCAGGAGCAAUGGCAGGUAUAACCUCUAUAAUAAAGUGGUUAUUUAAUAUGAUAAUGAUACACAACAGUUUAGCCAUAGCUGCUAUUGCCACAAUGAUUUGGCUAAUUAACGGAAUACACUGAUGUCCUUUAUAAUACUGUGAAGAGAGACCAGUGCAAAUCUUGCUUGGAAUGAGUGUAAUCUGUGAUUGAUGUGGACUUGUAC
Molecule: messenger RNA, 6179 nt
Organism: Chelonia mydas (Green sea turtle)
Lineage: Eukaryota; Metazoa; Chordata; Testudines; Cheloniidae
Gene: SEPTIN8
Product: septin 8
Exons: 10
Coding region: 511-1845 (444 amino acids)
Biological process (GO): cytoskeleton-dependent cytokinesis
Cellular component (GO): microtubule cytoskeleton; septin complex; cell division site
Molecular function (GO): GTP binding; GTPase activity; molecular adaptor activity
Source: RefSeq, a predicted model, not a curated record